This is a messenger RNA of Cylicocyclus nassatus, 855 nucleotides long. The record is from the annotation of a GenBank genome assembly. Lineage: Eukaryota; Metazoa; Nematoda; Chromadorea; Rhabditida; Strongylidae.
AUGGGGCGCAACCUAAAGAUAAAAGAUGCGAUGCAGCGUGGAGAAGAACCUGGUACAUCUUAUGAUCACAAAGAAGAAGAUGCCCUAGAAAGAGAGAGUAGUGCGAUUGAUGUGAUGCAAGUUGAAUCCACACCGAAGUUUCAAGCUAUACAAAGUUUCGAGGCUACUAAAGCAGCGAAGCAAGGUACUUCACGAACGGCUACGCCAAAAGCAACAACGUCUACUUGCUACACGCAGCUUGGAGACGAGGCUUUCAAAGAAUGGCAGGAAAAAGUGGAAAUCGAAUUGAAGUAUUAUCGUAAAUUGGAUGGAAGGAAGCAUCCGUUGCUUAAAGAAUUUGAAGAAUAUAUUUCUGAAGCACUGGUAAACACUAUGUUGAAGCCGUCGCCGGAUGCUUUGGCAAGGAAAGGCAAUCUAUUGAAAAACGGUACAUGGGGUUAUGUGGCCUGUAUAAAUCGGUUUAUGCUCGCAGCUAUGAGAGCGCGAAAACGAAUAAACCAAACAGUAACAGUCGACGAUGCAAUUUAUUCGUGCGAAUUUUUGGCAUAUAUGAGGCGCUUAAAAACAGAAGGAAUGAUGUACGGAAGUACUUGUUGGUCCGAAGAAGAAGAUGUAACUUCGGUGAAUGAAUGGGGCGAACAGGGCUCUAAGAGUUCGUCAUGGAUGAAAUUGGAGAAAGGCUUUGGGCUUGAUCAAAAGCUCUGUAUUGGACUUAGAGGUGGAAAAGUCAGCUCGGAAGAAGGUGACAUAGUGUCGUUGGUACUGCAAGCAUCGUCGUUUACAUCACUCAAGCAAUUCGAACGACCUCCAAUGGACAACGACGAGGGACUGGUGCAGUAUAUCGUAUCGUUAUAA